Molecule: messenger RNA, 3903 nt
Organism: Oryza sativa Japonica Group (Japanese rice)
Lineage: Eukaryota; Viridiplantae; Streptophyta; Magnoliopsida; Poales; Poaceae
Biological process (GO): mitotic sister chromatid segregation
Cellular component (GO): nucleus; condensin complex
Source: RefSeq, a predicted model, not a curated record
AAAUCGCGCUCUUCAUUUCGAAACCUCACCUCGCCCUCACCGCCGCAAUGCCGCCCGCGCGCCGCCGCCGCCGCACCGCCGCCGAGGUGGACGGCGAGGCCGUCCCCUCCUCCGCCGCCGACCUCCUCGCCCUCGCCGCCACCCUCUUCCCCGCCGCCGCAGACGCGCCGCUCAGGGACCCUCCCCACCUCAAGCACCUCGUCCACUCCCUCCCCGACUCCCACCCCGUCCUCCUCUCCCUCCCGGGCGCCCUGGCGCCGCCCCUCUCCGACGGCGGCGCCCCCGGGUACCCCCCGCGCGCCGCCGCGGUGCUCCUCCACCUCCUCCUCACCCACCCGUCCCACCCGCCGCGCUGGGGCGACCUCCUCCCGCCGCUCGCCCGCCUCCACGACCGCCUCGCGCAGCUCGCCACCGACGACCCGCCCCUGGCCGCGCUCGCCGUCGCGUGCUUCGAGCUCGCCUGGAGGGCCGCCGCGCCGGGGCGGGAGGCGGUCGUCGCACAGACCCUGCCGUACCUCUUCGCCGAGGCGCUCUCGUGCGGCUCCGCCACCGCGAGGCCGGUGCUCCGCCGCCUCCUCGCGCUCCGCGACGCGCUGGCGCUGCUCGACUACGACGACGACGACAGCAUCUCCGACUUCAAGAUGCUCCUGCUGCGCUGCUUCGUGUCGCCGCUCUUCCUCAAGGCCGAGGAAGGCAGGAAGCUCCUGUCCCUCGUGCUCGGCGUCAGCGAGGGCCUCGCCAGGGAAGGCCUGGAGCUCAUCAGAGCGCAGGUGGGGAUGCCGGGGGUGAAGCGGGCGGCGCUGGUGGCCUACGGGGAGGUGGUGUUCAGGGCGUGGAAGGACGGGGGUUGGGUCAGGGGGGAGGUCGGGGAGGCGUUCCUGCAGGGGAUGCUGGAGGGGGCCGUGCACGCCAGGAGCAAGGAGCUUGCCAAAGCGGCUAGGAAGCUUCUGUCUGCGUUCGUCGAGCAGAGAAUGGUGGCUGGAGUUGAAAAAUUAAUCUUUCAGCUUGCCGAGCCCGUGCUGUUCCGGUCUUUGCAGGUUGCAAACUCCAAUGUACGCCAUAAUUCUUUGCACCUUCUAUUAGAUUUGUUCCCCCUUGAAGACCCGGAUGUGACAAAGGAUGUCAAUGAUCCUCUACUAGAGAAGCAAUACUUCUUGCUAGACAAACUUCUCAUGGACGAUUGUCCAGAAAUACGAACGGUUGCGAUUGAAGGACUCUGUCGUAUUCUUAACCAGUUUUGGGAAGUUAUUCCUUCCCUAACUAUUUCAAAAUUUUUAAGUAAAAUUGUUGAUGACAUAUCCAAAGAUUCUUGCACUGAGGUUCGGGUGUCAACCAUAAAUGGUCUGAUAUACUUACUUGACAAUCCGCAAAGUCAUGAAAUACUGAAAGUUCUACUUCCAAGAUUAAGUGACAUGGUCUCUGAUCCUGCUUUAUCGGUCAGAUCUUCUGCAGUUGAUCUUCUUUUGGCUAUACGUGAUCUUCGAUCUUUCCAGUUUAAUAAGGUUGUUGGAUUGGGUACUUUGCUGUCUUCACUCUCAAAUGACCACCCCCGUGUCGCACAGAAAAUCACAAAGCUUCUCAUCCCUUCAUAUUUUCCAACAAAAUUGCCACUGAAAGAAGCGUGUGCUCGCUGCAUUGCACUUAUAAAGAGGUCACCCACAGCUGGAGCAAGGUUUUGUGAAUUUGCUUUAUCUGAAGGGUCUCCCCCAAGAUCCCUUGUUGAACUGAUCAAAGUCUCUAUUACUCUGGCACUGGCACCAACAGGAAUGAACUCUGAACAGACUGAUGGUCUUGUUAUUGCUUCAGCCAAUCUAAUUAAAAGCUUAUCUGAGGAGCGCUCUAGUUUAGCUUCCUUAAGAGAAUUCUUUGCAAAUGCAAAGUUGAAGCUACUCUUUAAAACAGAAAUUUCUGUGGGAGCCCGGUCUGCUCUACUCAGUAUGGCUCCAGUUGUAUCACCUGAUGAUCUAUCUGCUUUGCACGAUGAAUGCAUGAAUGUAGUCAUGAACGCUGCAGGGGUUUCCACGCAACAAGGUUGCCAAGAAGCAGUGCUAGCAGCACAUAAGUUGGUUUUUUCAAGUGGCUGGUCUGACGAAAUGUUUGAAGCACUGACAAAUAUUCUGCAAUCUAAAGUGUCUUGUUUUGCUGAGAUUUAUGAUAUAGAACCUCCUAUCUGUCCCGUUGCUACUUCAAAGAGGAAGAAAGGAAAAUCACUUAAGAAAACACCAGCAAAGUCUGGUCAUGAUAUUGGAAACGGGUCAUCCAGUGAAGACUUUGAUAUUGUUGCAGGUGCAUCAUGGCAGAUUAAUGACAUACUGAAAGAUGAAGAAAAGAGAGUUGCCUUUCUACAAUCUUCUUAUUCAGACGUCGCAUUUUCAUCUCUGAAGGUCAUUUGUCAAGUGUACAUUGAGCAGUGCCUGCAGUUUGACUCUUUAAAUGCCACACCUCUUUUGGCUUAUUUGAGUUUGGCUACACACAGCGCUCUUCAGGAUAUUGACCAAACUGAUAUCAGCACCUCUGAGUCAACAACCAUCAAUCACUCACUGGACCAUCUGCUGAAUUGUUUUGACAAACUCCUAAAUGAAUCUGUUACUGGUUCCACAAACUCAUUGAAGUUGAAGCAGAAUAAGAAAUCUGCACGGCAGAAACACCAUCAUGGAGUUCCUGAAGGGAAUGCAUUGAGAGGGACAGUUAAUGUAUACAUGCUUGGCACUUCAAUUCUCAAGUUUAUCGUUGACACAAUAACCAUCAAGUUGAUCAGUGAUAAUAAAGUAGGAUGUCUCAAUUUUGCAUUGUCCUUCACAAAAUAUGCAUCAUCAGCCAUAAAAAUGCAUCAGGAGCAGAGCUCAUCUUUCAAAGGGAAUGAUCUGAAAGACAUAUUGAUGCUUAUACGGAGUUCCUUCACAUAUGCAGCCAAGCUGCUUCAUUUGGUCCUAGCAAACUCAAUUGAGUCACAGAGUCCCCCAGAGGAAGCCUUCUUUCUUGCCAAUAAUCUUCUUGAUCUUGUACCCUCUGUUGAGUCUGCUGCAGGCUCCAAAUUUGCUCUCAGUUUAGUUUCUGUCGUAAAGCAGUGGCUACCAGUUGUCAUAAUGGGUCUUGGAUGCCGCUGGUUGAUUGGGCCACAGGCUGAGGGUAACAUGUGUGACUUUGGUGGGUCUUGCUUGCCACUAUGGGUGGUUGCAUUGGCCAAGAAUGAGCUGCUUGAUGAUGAAAAACCUAGAGAUGAUGAUCAAAGCGAGCAGGCCAGUGAGGACUCACAGUCAUCCAGAAAACUAGCAGAAAUGAUGGUAAUUCUUCUGAAGAAAGGGAGCCCGAAAAUUCUUGAUUCUGUGGCUGGCGUCUUCCUGUCCACCCUCAAGUUGGCGCUGCAGAGAGCGGAGUACGGUGUUGUCUUGGGCUUGACACGCUUUGUCUGUGUCAGGUUGCUUGGGAGUGACUCCUCGGCAUCGGAGAAGCUGCAUCUUGCUCAUGAUUCACUUCGUGAGAACUUCUUUGAGAUUGACAAGCAUGUCAUGGACGAUCUAGUUGACAGCGAGGAAUCGAGGCAGCAACUGGAGAGUGCCAAAGCUUUGAUAAGAUCAAUUCUCUCUGACGUCUGAUCAUGUACAUACUACUGUAAGAUCAAGAUGUGUUGGCUGUUGCUUUAGGAAGUUACUAACUUGGUAAGUAAUAUGUCAUACAGCUAGCCUGGAAAUGUCUAUUUGAGUGGAAUUCCUCUGUUUAUUUGAACAGUUACUGUCUUAUUUCACUUAGUAAAUCAGUUUGCCUUUGGAGCCACAAUAUGCAGCGCGAUGUAGGCGAAGCACUGGCGAUAUCCUUGUACAGUAGUAGUACUUAUGUUUCCACUGUAUAUUGACAUCGGCAGGACGAAAUAAUAUGCUAUUAAAACUUAGUCCGUUUUUUGAA